Molecule: messenger RNA, 954 nt
Organism: Malassezia sympodialis ATCC 42132
Lineage: Eukaryota; Fungi; Basidiomycota; Malasseziomycetes; Malasseziales; Malasseziaceae
Gene: TRM8
Product: tRNA (guanine46-N7)-methyltransferase
Biological process (GO): tRNA methylation; RNA (guanine-N7)-methylation
Cellular component (GO): tRNA methyltransferase complex
Molecular function (GO): tRNA (guanine(46)-N7)-methyltransferase activity
Source: RefSeq, a predicted model, not a curated record
AUGGGUAAGCGAAAGCGCGCGGCGCGUGAUAACUCGUCCCAGAUCUUGCGUGAACAAGAGGCACAACACCCAAAUGCUGUGGCCGGAAAGGUCGUGAUUCCUCAGAAGCGCUGGUAUCGCCAGAGAGCACAUGCGAACCCAUUUUCUGACCACUCACUCGUGUACCCGGCGCAGCCUAGUGAAAUGGACUGGUCGGUACACUACCCCGAGAUGUGUGCGACUGACCUGCCUGAGAAACGGAAGGUCGAGUUCGCCGAUGUGGGAUGUGGCUUUGGCGGCCUUCUCAUGCGACUCGCUCCACUCUUCCCGGAGACUCUGAUUCUUGGCAUGGAGAUCCGCACACAAGUGACGCAGUAUGUGCAUGACAAGAUCCAUGCUCUACGUUUGGCACAUAAACAAUGUGUCUCGAAGGAUACCUUGGAGGCGAGUGUCGAGGCGGAGCCCGAAGGGGAGGACGAGGCCCACGAUGAGGACUCGGAGGAGCGCCGCCAGAAUGAGCGCAUGGUCCGUGAGGCAGGUCAUGUCACAGGCGGUUACCAGAACAUUAGCGUCAUCCGCACGAAUGCGAUGAAGUUCUUGCCGAACUUUUUCGAGCAUGGUCAACUGAGCAAGAUCUUUUUCCUCUUCCCCGACCCCCACUUCAAGGCUCGCAAACACAAGGCGCGCAUCAUUUCACCCACAUUGCUUGCCGAAUAUGCAUACGUGCUUCGUCCUGGCGGUAUUGUAUACACAGUCACCGACGUGCGUGAUCUCCACGAAUGGAUGGUCAAGCACUUGACAGCCUUCCCUUUGUUCCAGCGCAUCGCCGACGAUGAUCCCAUGCUGGCCAACGACCCAUGCGUAGAUGCUGUCAUGUACAGCACAGAAGAAGGCCGCAAGGUCGAGCGCAAUGCUGGCGAUAAGUUCUUUGCCGCUUUUGUGCGCCUAGCGGACCCCGCCGUUGGCGAGGAAUAG